CAAAGCUAUGGUCUGUCAGUCCUUUAUUGUUUGUCAUUGGCUUCCAAGUGAAACAGGUGUGGCUGUGGUGAUGUCAGUCAGAAUGGCUCCUCCCCUUCCUCUGAUCCUUCUGCUCAUCUUUCCAGGCGGUUGUAGUAGUGGUGGUGGUGGUGGUUGGGGUGUGACUCACAUCUCUUCACACAUCUGUGCACUAGAGGGCUCAUCUGUAAUAAUCCCCUGCACUUAUACAUACCCUCCUGGACAUCAGGUCAAGAACGUGUUCUGGACCACAACAGCAUUGGGAACAGGAAGAGAGCCUCCAAAUCUGUUUAAUGACCCUGAAUACAGACAUAGGAUUCAAUAUCUGGGUGACAAACAACACAACUGCACCAUCAGACUGACUCAUGUGAAACAGACAGAUUCACACGAGUACUAUUUCAGAUUCACAACUAAUAUAACAAAUGGGAAAUGGAUUGGGAGACCUGGAGUGACUCUUAAACUCACCGAUCUUCAGGUGGAGGCGUCCAAGAAAGUGAAAGAGAGAGAUUCAGUGACUCUGACAUGUAAAACCACCUGCAGACUGACUGAAGAAACAACAUUCAUCUGGUUAAAAAACAUGAAGUCGUUACGUAGGAGAUCAGACGUGAACAAUGAUACACUCAUCCUGCGCUCAGUUAGAAGAGAGGAUGCGGGCAUCUAUAGCUGUAGUGUGCGAGGACACGAUCUCAUAUCUCCUGAAUAUCGUCUCAAUGUCAUGUAUCCUCCAGAGAAGACUUUGGCGGUUGUGAGUCCUUCUGGUGAAAUAGUGGAGGGUGAUUCAGUGACUCUGACCUGCAGCAGUGAUGCCAACCCGCCUGUUUACACACACACCUGGUUUAAGGAAAAAUCACCCGUAGGAUCUGGAAACAUCUACAGGAUCACAAGUAUCAGAUCAGAUCACGGUGGAGAAUACAAGUGCAAGGUCUUCAAUGACUAUGGAAUGAAAUACUCAAAUGCUGUGAUUUUAAAUGUCACGUACCCACCAAGGAAUGUCUCAGUGUCCAUCAGUUCUUCUGGUGUAAUAGUGGAGGGUGAUUCAGUGAAUCUGACCUGCAGCAGUGAAUCAAAUCCACCUGUUCACAACUACAGCUGGUUUGAAGAGAAUCAAACAUCAUCUGUUGGAUCUGGACAGAGUUUCAGAGCUCUGGAGAGUGGAUGGUUUUACUGUGUGGCUCAGAAUAAACAUGGAUCUCAGAGAUCAGCUGCCGUGGCAGUCACGUUUGAUGGCGGUCAAAACGCUCUCCUGUAUACAGUUGCUGGGGUCAUAAGUGGACUUGGGGCCUUCUUUUUUAUUUUCAUCAUUUUAGUCAUUUGUAGGAAAAGCCAAAGAUCUAACGACAUCAGAGGAGAGCAGGAUAAUGACUCAACAUAUCAAAACAUGUCAAAGACGCACGAUGACGACAGAGCAAACAUAUACACAAAUUUCAUCCCUGCGUGCAGCAUCAAUCAGAGCGUCUGUGAAUCUCCUGCAGAUGUUGACUGCAAUUAUGACAUAUACAAAAACUUGGACCCAGUACACAUGUCCCCUGAAGAUGAUGUGUACUGUACACCUGAUGCCCUUUAUGAUGACCCCAGUGAUGCCAUAUACAUCAAUCCUGAAAUGUGCAGGGCCUUUGAAUCAAACAGCUUCUCCGGCUGUUCAGAGUCCCCAGCCAUCAUGGCCCCCAGCCGCAAGAUGGCCGCCUCUCCAGAGUUAGCUGACAAGAUGGUGGCUUCAAGGCACAGGCGUCUGGUCUCUAACCUGGAAGAUACUCUUCUGGCAUCUGUGCGGGUGGCUAAUGUCCCUAAGGUCCUGGAGGCGUCUGUUACUGAUGUCUCAUCCCUGGAUGCUGCCAAUGGCAUUGCUGGUUCCUCACGGCACGCAUUUCCGGAAAGAAAGAUGGCAGAAACCAAUCAUCCAACCUUAGGUAUUAAGGAUAUUCCACCAAAGUUACGCUCAUCACAGCACGAGGUUGCUAUGGCGACGUGUUUCACAUUAUCUCUGAUGUUUCUGCUCAUGACUGCUGAUGGUGAUGGUGAGCAGGAUUGGGCAGUGAAUUACAGUCCUUCAUAUGUUUGUGCAUUAAGAGGCUCAACAGUGAGAAUGUCCUGUACUUUAAAAUAUCCUCCUGACCAUGUGGUCAAUAAAACCUUCUGGACCAAAACUGCUGUAACUACUGAAGAACCAGAUGACAUGUGUUUGUACUCAGAAAACGGAAGAGUUCAGUGUCACAGUGGAAAUAAAGACACUCACAGCAUCACUCUGACAGAUGUGACAGAAGCUGAUAAACACGUCUACUACUGCAGAUUUACAACAUACAAAACAGGUGGUGAAUGGACAGGAGUUCCUGGAGUUCAGCUUGAUGUCACAGACCUCCAGGUGGAGACACAACAGAGAGUGAAAGAGAGCGAUUCAGUCACUCUUACAUGUAAAACCACCUGCAGACUGACUGAAGAAACAACAUUCAUCUGGUCCAGAAACACACAGAUAUUAACUGAACACACAGUGAAUGAGUUUCAUCUGCAGUCAGUCAGUCGUCAUGAUUCAGGAGUCUAUAGAUGUGCUAUAAGAGGACAUGAACGUCUGUCCUCUCCUGGUGUUUAUCUCAGUGUUGAAUAUCCUCCAGAGAAAACCUCAGCGUCCAUCAGUUCUUCUGGUGUAAUAGUGGAGGGUGAUUCAGUGACUCUGACCUGCAGCAGUGAAUCAAAUCCACCUGUUCACAUCUACAGCUGGUUUAAAGAGAAUCAAACAUCAUCUGUUGGAUCUGGACAGACGUUCAGCAUCACUAACAUUAAUUCACGUCUCAGUGGAGGGUUUUACUGUGUGGCUCAGAAUAAACAUGGAUCUCAGAGAUCAGCUGCUGUAUCACUCACUGAUAAAGGUAAACUGUAA
Messenger RNA from Triplophysa rosa, 2890 nucleotides. RefSeq names its product B-cell receptor CD22-like. The coding region runs from base 8 to 2890 and encodes 960 amino acids. Lineage: Eukaryota; Metazoa; Chordata; Actinopteri; Cypriniformes; Nemacheilidae. The record is from RefSeq and is a predicted model, not a curated record. The transcript has 18 exons.